AUGAUCAGGUGUGCCGGCAGCAGUGGAGCAAAUGAGUAUAAAUACCAGCACCUUUUCCCUCAGUCAACCAUCACAAAGGAGCUGACAAGAGUCAACGAGAGAGUCAAAGGAUCUGACCACCUUAAACCACUCAAACCUCCUGAAGAUGAAGACGUUCAGUUAGUUGCAGUGGCCGUUGCACUCAUCUGUAUUUGCAUUCAGCAGAGCUCUGCCACAUUUGCUGAGAUACGAGAACUGCAAGAGCUACAAGAGGCUGUGAACAAUGACAGUCCAGCUGCUGAACAUCAGGAGGUAUCAGCUGACUCAUGGCUGAUGCCGUACCACAUACAGAAGCAUGGCAUCAAGUGUCGCUUUUGCUGCGGCUGCUGCAAUUCUGGUGUCUGUGGAUUGUGCUGCAGAUUCUGAGAAUAUCUACCUGCGAUUCUCACAUUAACCACUAAAUAUAGACGGUUAUACCUGAAAUGAUUUGACUGCUUAGCAUUUGUUAAAGUCUGACAGUGUUUCUUCAUCUGGUGAUCCUGCUGUAACAGUGAACAGUGCAGCAUUUGGAACUAUAGUAUGUUAUUAUAUUAAACUUCAGUGGCACUAUACUACAACAUGUGCUGUUUGUUUCUGUUUCUGUCUGACAAGAAUGAAACUUUAAUGGAAACCAGUGACAUGAAGCUCCUGAUGUACAGUUUUUGUGCUGAUGCCAGUUAAGAGUUGUGGCCUCAUACUCUUGCCCAUAUAAUAUGUGGUACAACCUGUUAAUAGAGCCAAGUCAUUGAUAGCAAAAGUAAGGUGAGCAUAUUUUCCCAUAUUUGUAAUUAUAUGAGUACAGAGCAUUUCAUCAUCAUUCAAUAUUACCACUAAUUAUGACAAAAAUGCAGUAAUGUGCAAAAGCUUUGAGCUGAUGGACUGGUUCAUUGGUCAUUUUAAAGUUAAACCAAGCAUACUUUUU
Messenger RNA from Oreochromis aureus, 940 nucleotides. Its product is annotated as hepcidin-like. The transcript has 4 exons. The coding region runs from base 1 to 405 and encodes 134 amino acids. Gene Ontology annotation, molecular function: 2 iron, 2 sulfur cluster binding. NCBI's taxonomy places the organism in Eukaryota, Metazoa, Chordata, Actinopteri, Cichliformes, Cichlidae. The record is from RefSeq and is a predicted model, not a curated record. Gene Ontology annotation, cellular component: extracellular region. Gene Ontology annotation, biological process: intracellular iron ion homeostasis; defense response to bacterium.